Notothenia coriiceps (black rockcod) is the source of this 1104-nucleotide messenger RNA. RefSeq names its product prostaglandin E receptor 1c (subtype EP1) (gene ptger1c). Gene Ontology annotation, biological process: positive regulation of cytosolic calcium ion concentration; inflammatory response; adenylate cyclase-activating G protein-coupled receptor signaling pathway. The coding region runs from base 1 to 1104 and encodes 367 amino acids. Gene Ontology annotation, cellular component: plasma membrane. Gene Ontology annotation, molecular function: thromboxane receptor activity; prostaglandin E receptor activity. The record is from RefSeq and is a predicted model, not a curated record. The transcript has 2 exons. Lineage: Eukaryota; Metazoa; Chordata; Actinopteri; Perciformes; Nototheniidae.
AUGACUACAUUUUCUACCUCUACGCCAUCCAUCCUUCUGCAGAACCUGAAGAUGAACUCCUCUGAGCAGCCGGGUCCCUGGCUGAACAGCAGCACCUUGCUACCUAUGAAAUCGUCAAGUUUGGGGGUGUCCUGCUUCACUAUGACAUUUGGCGCCAUCUCCAACCUCACAGCUCUGGGCAUCCUGGCUAAGUCCCGUGUCCGAUUCCGCCGCCCAUCCAAAUCCCCAUUUCUGCUUCUCACAGUAGCUUUGCUUCUGGCUGAUCUUGCAGGUCAUGUUAUCCCGGGCGCAUUUGCUUUGUAUCUGCACAUGGAUCAGAUUAAUCAAAUGAAGGCCGUGAAGCCCACCAAAGUAUUCUGCCAAAUAUUUGGGGCCAGCAUGGUCUUUUUUGGCUUAUGCCCUUUACUGUUGGGUUUUGCCAUGGCAGUAGAGCGCUGUGUGGCCAUCACCCGGCCCUUUUUCCACGCUGCUAUGGUCACAUUGGGUCAUGUGUGGCGAGUUGUGUUAUUGCUGUCCUCUCUUGCAUUUGUGCUGGCAGUUCUACCUUUAUUUGAGGUGGGCACCUACACUACCCAGUUUCCUGGUACAUGGUGUUUCUUACCUAUCCAUGGUCCAAAGUCUACAGCCGACACCAAUUUGGUUCUGGCCUUCUCCUGUUUGGGUCUUACCGCGCUUACUUUUUCCCUACUCUGCAACAUCCUGAGUGGUCUGGCAUUGCUGCAAGCCAGAAAGAAGUCCCACAAUGUAAAUACAAAAUCAGCAGCUCGCUACACUCGUCGUGCAUCAUCCACAUCUUCCACCUUUUCUCGUUCGUUGAAUGUGGAGAUGAUGGUGCAACUGGCAGUAAUCACUGUGGUUUCCUGUGUAUGUUGGAGCCCCUUUCUUAUCCAUAUUCUUGUGAAGCAGUUCAAACAAAGAACCUCAACCCAAGAGAAAGAUGGUUUCAUUCUUCUGGGCUUACGUAUGGCAUCCUGGAAUCAAAUCUUGGACCCUUGGGUUUACAUUUUACUGAGGAAAGCAGUGCUUAUUAGAGUUUGCUGUGCCAAAGUGACAGAAAAUAGGUCCUCUGCAGACUCACACAGACAAGCCUUCAUGCUGCAAUGA